UGUUUUUGCGCAAAUUCAAAUUAAAUUGUAGCGAAAUUGUUAAGCAAACAGUAUAUAAAAAAAAAAAACGGGUUAUAAAUGACUACACCUGCACCGCGCCGCACUAGAGAUUUGUUGACAUUUGCUGCGGAGUCCGACGAUGAAUUCAGUAUUACGCCCUGCAAGCCCGGAAAAACAAAGGACGCGGCUCAAAUUGUAACCAGAAAAUUUGAUAAUUAUAGCAACAAUGGCAACAAGGAGAAUAUGGUACAACAAGGUCCAAGGCCAAAUGGAAACGGACAAGCAUCCGCCGUCUACAAUAUGCUACCCCGACGACGCUCGGAGAUGACAAUGUUGGACUCGGACAGCGACGAGGAGGACAGCAAGAGCAACCACAAUUUGAACUGCGCCAUUCUGAACGACUCCUUUGUGCUGAGUCCUGUGCACGAACUCACUGGCAACACCUCAAGUGAGCCCUUCAUUGCGGGUGUUCCACUGAAGGCAAAUGAAUCCAAUUUGUCGUUUCUUGGUCGCUUUGGCAACAUGGGCAUUGACUGUAGCAGCAGUGUAAGCACCAAUAAGCAAUCACCGCAUCUGCAAGGAGAACAAAAGCUUCCGAAUAAGAAACCAGCAGCACCACCAUCAAUGCAGAUUAUAUCGGAGCAUCGCAAAGCUUUGGAAAGUCAAACACCAUUGCGUACUGCACCAGCGGCUGCUUUAAAAUCCCACGCCAAGCCCGAGACAGAAUUCGUGACUCCACAGGUGGGCAGCAUUGGCGGAAGACAAGGAACGCGCACGCAAACCACCCAAAAGAAUCGCAAUGAUGUGGCAAAUGAGUUUCGCUCCCAAAAGGUGCUCUUCCAGACGCCCAUGACAGUCAGUCGCUCUGCGCCCUUCACCAGCGACAGUCUGACCUUCUCCCUGUGCGACACCAUCAGCGAGAGUCCCGAUACACCCGCUCAACCGUCGACAAAAGAAUUGCCGCCCAGUGGCAAAUCGAAAAAGUCACUGGACGGUGCAUUUCGUCAAACUGAGCAGCAGAUGAAGUCCACAGUGCCUGAAAUGCCGCUAUCCGUGCCAUUGCCUGUUUCUGCAGUUACAACAGUCGAUAAGCCGGACAAUGCAUCCAAAUCGAAUGCCAAUGUGCUACAAAUCAAGAACCAUGAGUAUCUUAUAAUUAAAAAGCUUGGCUGCGGCGGCUCCAGCUCUGUCUUCUUGGCACGUCGUAAGGAUACGGGCCAGGAGUUUGCUUUGAAAGUGGUUGAUCUACAGGCCGAUCCUGUGGUGGUGCAGGGCUACCUCAAUGAAACCAAACUGCUCGAGAAACUCCAAGGCAACGUUUGUGUUGUUUCCCUCUACGACUAUCAAUUGUUGCGUCAGGAAUCCAAGCUGUACAUGGUGAUGGAAAAGGGCGACUGUGAUUUGAACAAGAUCUUGCAAGGAUUCACAACUAAUCUGCCACUAUAUAAUCUGAUGAACAUACUCUAUCAAAUGCUGCAGGCAGUCAAUUAUAUACACCAAAAUGGUGUGAUUCAUUCGGAUUUGAAACCAGCCAACUUUCUCAUGGUCAAUGGUCGCCUCAAGUUGAUUGAUUUCGGCAUUGCCAGCAACAUUGCUGUUGACUCCACUAGCAUUAUUAAAUUCUCCCAAGCGGGCACAUUCAACUACAUCAGUCCGGAGGCAUUAACAGAUGUUUCGAGUGGCACAAGUCCCAUGCGUGGUGCCAAUCAGCCCAAGAUAAAGAUAUCAACGAAGUCGGAUGUUUGGUCACUUGGCUGCAUCUUGUAUUUGCUGCUUUAUCAGAAGACGCCUUUUGGUCACAUCAGGAACAUAAAUGCCAAGAUGAGCGCAAUUGCCAAUCCCAGCACAAGCAUCGAGUAUCCAGCUCUACCUAUAUACUAUCCCCUCAUGCUAGUUCAUAUGGUCAAGAAUUGCCUGCAGCUUAAUCCGAAGAAGCGUCCUUCGUGUGUUGAACUGCUUCAAUAUCCAUUCCAUAUGGUAAUACCCUUACAGAAUUUACAGUUGGCAUCCAAACGCUGAGUAAUAAUAAGUUUUCCGAUUGUCUCCAAUACCUAGAGUUAAGAUUUAUACUUUUACAACCUUUUUUUUAUGCACAUUCAAUAAGAAAAAAAAAAACAAAAAUUGUGAAAUAUAAUAAUGCACUGAAUUCUCA
Drosophila innubila is the source of this 2152-nucleotide messenger RNA. RefSeq names its product dual specificity protein kinase TTK (gene Mps1). Lineage: Eukaryota; Metazoa; Arthropoda; Insecta; Diptera; Drosophilidae. Gene Ontology annotation, cellular component: nucleus; spindle; kinetochore. Gene Ontology annotation, biological process: mitotic spindle assembly checkpoint signaling; protein localization to kinetochore; chromosome segregation. The record is from RefSeq and is a predicted model, not a curated record. Gene Ontology annotation, molecular function: protein serine/threonine/tyrosine kinase activity; protein serine/threonine kinase activity; ATP binding. The coding region runs from base 79 to 2019 and encodes 646 amino acids. The transcript is spliced from 4 exons.